AUGAGAGCAGGAAACCACACAGGAGUAUCACUGUUCUUACUCCUGGGCCUCUCAGAGGAUCCUGAAUUGCAGCCACUCCUCUUUGGAGUGUUACUGUCCAUGUACCUGGUCACCGUGCUUGGGAACCUGCUCAUCAUCCGGGCCAUUAGCUCUGACUCCCACCUCCACACCCCCAUGUACUUCUUCCUUUCCAACCUGUCCUUUGUUGACAUCUGUUUCGUCUCUACCACUGUCCCGAAGAUGCUAGUGAACAUCCAGGCACAGAGCAAAGACAUCUCCCAUGUAGGAUGCCUCACUCAGGUGUAUUUCUUUAUGAUUUUUGCUGGAAUGGAUGGUUUCCUCCUGACUGUGAUGGCCUAUGACCGGUUUGUGGCCAUCUGCCACCCCUUGCACUACAUGGUCAUCAUGAACGCCCGCCUCUGUGUCCUCCUGGUUCUGAUGUGUUGGUUUGUCAUUUUCUGGGUUGCCCUUAUUCAUCUUCUACUGUUGAUGCAGCUGACCUUUUGUGUAGGCACGGAAAUCCCACAUUUCUUCUGUGAACUGACUCAGAUUCUCAAGGUGGCCUGCUCAGACACCCUCAUCAAUGACAUCUUCUUGCUUGUGACAACUGUCCUGCUGGGUGUGUUUCCCCUCACUGGAAUCUUUUUCUCUUACUUCCAAAUUGUCUCCUCUUUAAUGAAAAUGUCCUCUAUAGAGGGAAAAUAUAAAGCCUUUUCCACCUGUGGGUCUCACCUCUCUGUGGUAUCCUUGUACUAUGGGACAAGCCUGGCAGUCUACCUCAGUUCUGACGUGUUUCAUUCUCCCCAGAGAAGCUCCAUUGCCUCAGUGAUGUACACAGUGGUCACCCCCAUGCUGAACCCCUUCAUUUACAGCCUGAGGAACAAGGAUGUGAAGGGAGCCCUGGUAAGGCUGCUCAGUCGAGGAGCCCCUUGUGGGUGA
Messenger RNA from Sus scrofa (pig), 939 nucleotides. Its product is annotated as olfactory receptor 7D4-like. Lineage: Eukaryota; Metazoa; Chordata; Mammalia; Artiodactyla; Suidae. Gene Ontology annotation, biological process: G protein-coupled receptor signaling pathway. Gene Ontology annotation, cellular component: membrane. The record is from RefSeq and is a predicted model, not a curated record. Gene Ontology annotation, molecular function: G protein-coupled receptor activity; olfactory receptor activity.